AUGGCGCUCUUCCUGAUGAGAAAAUGGGAGGACACAGUGCAAAGGGUUCAGAGUCUUCGGCAAGCGGUGGCCGAAUCCACUUGGAAGCUUCGUCAAGUCGAAUUUACUCAUUUGCGUCCCUUGGAAGAGUGCCUGACGGACUGGGCGGGUCUCUUCGCCGGCCUCUCUCACAUGCGCGGUGAGUUGCAGGGCAUCUCGCGAGCCUCAGUCAUUGCCGUGGCCUUGGUAGGCCUAAAGGCUGUGCGGGUUCUGAACCGCAUAGUCGACACCGCCUUGAAAGAGCUCCUCAAGCAGCAGAGCUUCCUGUCCAGGGGCCUUUUCCUGUAUGCUGCAGGCUCCGGCUGGGCAAUAAUGUAUGCCUACUGGGGGACGAUUACCGAGCGGUUGAAUGCUGCCCGCGAGCGUGAGAGACUGCGUGAGGGCGGUCAUACGGGUGAUUUGGAGAAUCGGGCAGAGUGGUUGGUCCAAUUAAUCCACAACCUGAAGCGUCUUCCCGCGUUCUUUUGGUACUCGAGCAUGGUCUCCUGCCUCGUGUCACUGCAGAUAGGGCAGGGCUUGGUUGUGCGGUCCAUGAAGCGUCUCGCCGAAUCCUCUGCUGGCACUCGGCUACUGCCACUUCUGGGGCUUGGCCUCUUCUUUUUUGCUGACGUUGCCAACAAGCGCACCGAGCAUAUCGUGCACGAGGUGGCGGAGGACGGGCGCAGUUUAGGACCGCAAGGAGAAGGUGAAGGAGACGCAGAGAAGCAAUGCAGCGAGACCCAGGACGCGUCGUGCUUCAGGGAAGUGUAA
Messenger RNA from Symbiodinium necroappetens, 789 nucleotides. The record is from the annotation of a GenBank genome assembly. Lineage: Eukaryota; Dinophyceae; Suessiales; Symbiodiniaceae.